GUUGGUAGAGGGAGGGGUGCGUGCCGAGAGCGUUGUUGUCUGUUGCUGCUGGGGACAGGCAGAGCUGCCAAGGUCGGUGAAAGUACUGCCGAGACCAAGACUUCGGCUCAUAACAUCCUGAAAAGUACUGUUGCCAGAGACAUACAGAGACAAAGAGAAAGCGGAUGAUAUAGACAGCAACCCAGGGUCCUCCACCAGAGAAGGUUUGCUGGAAUGGGUAACCUGCUAAAAGUCCUAACAAGGGAAAUAGAGAACUAUCCACACUUUUUCCUGGACUUUGAAAAUGCACAGCCGACAGAAGGAGAGCGUGAGGUGUGGAACCAGGUGAACUCGGUCCUGCAGGACUCCGAGAGCAUCCUGUCUGGCCUGCAGGCGUACAAAGGAGCGGGCCAGGAGAUCCGAGACGCGAUUCAAAAUCCCAAUGACUUCAUGCAGCAAGAGCGAGCCUGGAACUCCGUCUGCCCGCUUGUCAUCAAACUCAAGAAGUUCUACAGUUUCUCUCUCAGGCUAGAGGAGGCACUGCAGAGUUUGUUGGAGAGCCUGACAUGUCCGCCCUUCACGCCCACUCAGCACCUGGAGAGGGAGCAGGCGCUGGCCAAACAGUUCGCCGAGAUCCUCCACUUCACUCUGCGUUUCGAUGAGCUGAAGAUGAGAAUUCCUGCCAUCCAGAAUGACUUCAGCUACUACAGAAGAACCAUCAGUCGAAACCGGAUAAACAACAUGAACUUGGACAUCGAGAACGAAGUCAACAACGAGAUGGCCAACAGGAUGUCUCUGUUCUACGCCGAGGCCACACCCAUGCUGAAAACACUCAGCAACGCAACCACAAACUUUGUGACGGAGAAUAAGACUCUUCCAUUGGAGAACACAACAGACUGUCUCAGCACCAUGGCCAGUGUUUGUAAAGUCAUGCUGGAGACACCGGAAUAUUCGAGUCGUUUCAGCAGCGAGGACACACUCCUGUUUUGCAUGAGGGUCAUGGUGGGAGUCAUCAUUCUUUAUGACCACGUCCACCCCAACGGCGCCUUCAACAAGUCCUCCAAGAUAGACAUGAAAGGCUGCAUUAAAGUCCUGAAGGACCAACCAGCCGACAACGUAGAAGGCCUCCUGAAUGCCCUCAAAUUUACCACAAAACACCUGAAUGAUGAAUCCACUCCAAAGAACAUCCGGACGAUGCUCCAGUAAAGUUUGUUUUGUUUUGUUUUUUUGUUUUUUGGGGGUUUUUUUACAUUGAUGGAUAUGAAGAGGAUCAAUACUCUGACCUCAGAUAAGAUGUAUAUGUUUACAUUAUUUAAAAAGACUCGAUGUUAAUACUUGUGUAUUUGCAUAGUCAUUCCCUCCAAUCUAUUGAAACCUGCAGAACAUCUACCUUCUUCUUCUACUUUGCAAAAAAAAUAAUAUGAACGCGUCACAUGAAUUGCCUCUACUGUUAACGGCUGUCAGAGCACAAUUGAUGGACACCUGUCAGCCUAAUGUAACUGAGCUUUGCAAGCAGCACACAAAUGAACUUUAAAUCAAGGCAACAUAAAAAUGUCCUUCAGUGAAUCUUUUCAAUCUUUUAUUUGACAAUGGAAUUAGUUGUACAGGUUUUAGUGAAAAAUCAACUUGAUUUUUGAUGCAAAAUAAAUCUUUUUUUUUUUUGUUUUAAAUUCUGCCACUUGUAUCUAUCACAGUGACAAUUCAACAUGCAUUAAAACAAGUGAAGUUGUUUCCGUGUUUUCACUCGAGAUUUCAUGACAGAAUACAAAAUCAAUGUUAAGAUGGAGACGAGUGGUGCAAUGAAGGGCUAAAUAUCGAGAGCAGAUAAGGGAUUGACUCACUUGAUGUGUGUAUUCCUGAAUGCAUUCAGGUGUUUUCUGUUGCGUUUCUCUUUUUUCAGACUCCAACCUUGUGCGGCUAUUAAAACAAACCCACUGUGAACGUAAAACUUUGCACGUCCAGUGAGAUCCACUAUGUCAAAGUGUGCUUUGCUUAUUGAAAAGGCUGUGAUGAAAUGAAACACAAAAUCAACCCACCAAAUGUUUGAUUUAAUUGUUUUGUGGCGAUGCUCUGAAUGAUAGUUGCGGGUUUUGCCAUAAGUGACUUUUUUGUGGUUUUUGUAUUUAACAGAAAAUGGAUUUCUCUAAAAGGAAGACCAAACAAUCUUUUUCGUCUAAUUCAGAAUAAAUGAAUAUCUAAAUAAAUGAACUGAACAUGUUUUUUUUUAUGAUUUUUUUAAAAAAAAACCUCUUUCUGUAAAGGUUUCCAGUCUUUAAAAAAGGAAACACUGUUUAACCCUCUGGAUUUAAACAGAUUCACCUUGUCUCAUCUGACGAGAUCGACUCCAUUUUGCAAAUAUGAAUUUUGAUAGUGAUUGACAAAAGCACAUUUGAGUUUCAAACUACACCCAGGAUCAUUUCAGAUGCUCAGCUAACAGUUUUCACACUUCAGAUUUUUGCCUGAAGUUUGUCUGCUGACAUGAGAGUCAUCGUCCCUCGUUCUGCUAACGUAACGCUGUGGAUGUUCCUGAUAGUUCACUUCCUCAGCGUGCAACAGCCGCUCUUAACAAGCUAACAAAGUCGGACAAUCUGAUCAUCUGUGACUGCUGCGAAGCUAUUUUUAGUUAAAUUGUGGCUCAUUUUUAUCAAGGAAUUGAGGAGAUUUCUUAAAUUUUGCCAUCUAAUCUAUUAUUAUAAUAACUGCAUGACUUGGCCUCAUCACCACUCCUGUCUGUGGUUAUCACGGAGAAAGAAAAAAAAAAAGAGACUUAACCUGUGAAACCCAUAAAGACAAUAUUCAGAAUCCGAAAUACUUUAUUGAUCCCUAGGGGAAAUUGGGUCCAAUUCUGUCGAAUUACCUUUAUUUCAUCCAUAAGCCAUAUACUGCAUGUAAUGAAGCAUACACAUUAACCCAUAAAUUAACUUUAAAUUAACAUCAGGUAUUUAUCAUUAAGUCACUUUUUUUUUGUUUAUUUUUUUUUUUUUUAUCCUCUUGUAUUUGGUAAUAUAUACGUGUGUGAGAGCCAUACUUUGAAUGCAAUGUUUUUUUUAUAUGCAGUGAGUGAAAACUGUAUGUGGACGAGGUGUGUGUAUGAUGCAGAUAUUUCAUAUUUGACUUGAGAGACUUUUUUUUAAAAAGAAAAUCCCAUCAUCCGUCAUGAUUGAUGCACACAAAGCUUCCCUCGUUGCCCAAGAUAUGCUACUGUGUGUUUUGUUGUUUUGAAUGCUGAGGCUAAAUCAGUUUGUUCUUUUUGUCUCAAAGUGACAGUUAUUGUUUAAUGUUUUUGGAGUUCAGCGUCACUGUUUAUAUAAAUUGUUCUGGCUUUGUAUUGCAUAUUGAAUGGGAUGUGUGGAUUGGAUAAUAAAGGUGGUACAUUUCUUAAACAGA
This is a messenger RNA of Scatophagus argus, 3366 nucleotides long. It is a transcript of the gene cyria, whose product is annotated as family with sequence similarity 49 member A. Lineage: Eukaryota; Metazoa; Chordata; Actinopteri; Scatophagidae. Gene Ontology annotation, biological process: regulation of actin filament polymerization. The transcript has 12 exons. Gene Ontology annotation, molecular function: small GTPase binding. Bases 214 to 1185 code for a protein of 323 amino acids. The record is from RefSeq and is a predicted model, not a curated record.